AUGGCGUCGCAGGCACAGCUGAAGAAACAGCAAGCUCAGAAAAUUGGCGACAUCGAGCAAGAGACGGAAGAGCACAAGCUCGUACUAGAGACGCUGGAGCCAUUACCUGGAGACCGCAAAUGCUUCCGCAUGAUCAACGGCGUCUUGACUGAGCGUACGGUCAAGGAAGUAGUGCCCAUCCUCAAGACCAACUCAGACGGCCUGAAGAAUGCGCUAGAAGAGCUAGUCAAGCAGUACAAGACGAAGCAAGAUGACAUGGAGAAAUGGAAGGUACGUGGUCGACUGUGCCGCGAGCAUGCAGCACUUGAUCUCGUGAGCACAUCACUGACAGUCCUACAGAAGAAGAACAAUGUGCAAGUCGUUCAACAACCCGAGUAG
This is a messenger RNA of Parastagonospora nodorum SN15, 378 nucleotides long. RefSeq lists its product as hypothetical. The record is from RefSeq and is a predicted model, not a curated record. The transcript has 3 exons. Gene Ontology annotation, biological process: protein folding. Gene Ontology annotation, cellular component: prefoldin complex; cytoplasm. Bases 1 to 378 code for a protein of 125 amino acids. NCBI's taxonomy places the organism in Eukaryota, Fungi, Ascomycota, Dothideomycetes, Pleosporales, Phaeosphaeriaceae. Gene Ontology annotation, molecular function: protein folding chaperone.